Molecule: messenger RNA, 939 nt
Organism: Raphanus sativus (radish)
Lineage: Eukaryota; Viridiplantae; Streptophyta; Magnoliopsida; Brassicales; Brassicaceae
Exons: 1
Coding region: 1-939 (312 amino acids)
Source: RefSeq, a predicted model, not a curated record
AUGAAAGGCUCCGAUCCAGGUUCGGGUCCAGGCUCGGGUCCAGGUUCGGGUGCUAGCAAGAAUCAUACGAAACAGAGCAGUCAGCACCAUCAUACAAAAGGUGGUCCAACACCGAGAGGGAACAACAAUCCAACGCAUGUUUCUUUGAUGGGGACAAGCAUUAAAGGAAGAGAGUACGAGGAUCCAGCCACUAAAGCUCAGAUGAAAGCAAUGGCUGCAAGAGCGUUAUGGCAGCUCUCGAGAGGGAAUCUCCAGAUAUGCCGAAGCAUAACAGAGUCAAGAGCAUUGCUCUGUUUCGCCGUUCUGUUAGAGAAAGGUGACGAUGAAGUCAAGUCGUAUUCCGCAUUAGCGAUGAUGGAGAUCACCGACGUUGCCGAACAGUACUCGGAGCUUAGACGCUCAGCUUUCAAACCAACCUCUCCUGCCGCAAAAGCUGUGGUUGAGCAGCUACUAAAAGUGAUCGAGAACGAGAUACCGGACCUUCUGAUCCCAUGUAUCAAAUCAAUAGGUAGUCUUUCAAGAACGUUCCGUGCUACGGAGACAAGGAUCAUCGCACCGCUUGUGAAGCUUCUUGACGAAAGAGAAGCUGAGGUUUCAAUGGAAGCAGCGGUUGCGCUUAUCAAGUUCUCGUGUACGGAGAAUUUCUUGCGUGAUAACCACUCUAAAGCGAUCAUAGCAGCAGGUGGUGCAAAGCAUCUGAUUCAGUUGGUUUACUUUGGAGAACAAAUGGUUCAAGUCCCGGCUUUGGUACUACUAUGUUACAUCGCACUGAGUGUACCUGAUAGUGAGACUCUAGCGCAAGAAGAGGUUCUUGUGGUGCUUGAGUGGUCCACAAAGCAAUCUCAUUUGGUGGAAGCACCGAUGAUCGAUGAGAUAUUACCAGAAGCUAAGAGUAGAUUGGAGCUUUAUCAAUCUAGAGGGUCAAGAGGGUUUCAUUAA